CUACGACUUCUGAGCGAGCGCCGAUCUGUACGCCACCAGAGUCAACGUCAAGACAAGGAAAGCGCAGUUUGGCGAAUCUGGACACCCGAUCUGCCCGUGCCUGCAUAGAGCAGCAACAACCGCGCUGGAUAACUGGCGCUGCCGGCCAAGUUGGGUUCCGAUAGCCGACGGAGGCAGCAACAAAACAAUAAUUGCGUCCCCGGACCACGCUAAAGCUGGGACCCCCCGUGGUGCAUUCAUCCAGUACAUGCUCUUUUGUCGACUGGCCCGUCUGACGUUCACGAAGAACACGAACCCAGGAAUAAGGGCAGGACAGACGAGCACUUUGCAGCGAAACAUGGCGACACAGGCGCAGGCACCGCCAGCCGCAAAGGCAGCCGCGCCCGGCGGCGCACCGGCUGUUGAAUUCGAGGCGCUCGACAGCCUCGUCCACGUCUACCGGCCUCCGCCGAUCAGGGAGCGACAGAAGCAGCAGGCAGAGUUGAAAAAGCAGCAGCAGCAGCAGCAGCAGCAGCAGCAAGACGACGGCCUGGCGCCCGUGUCGACGUCGCGUGGCCCGGCGCCGGCGGCGGUGCUGAUCCAGGGAUGGAUGGACGCGCCGCUGCGCAUCGUCGCAAAGUACGCCGCGCCCUACGCCCGCCUAUUUCCCGACUCGACGAUUGUCCUGCAGCUCUCCACGGGCUCUGCGUUCAUGGCAGCCGAGGCGGCCAAGCAGAAGACGGCCAGGCGCGUCGGCGAGGUGCUGGCCGAGGUUGAGACGCGCAUGGCCCAGCGCGACCGGCUCCGCGACCAGGAGCGCGGGCUCGAGGCGAGUGCUCGCCAGGCGGGCUUGCGCAUGGAUGUCGAUGCACAGAACAGCCUCGCGCGCGAGAGCAAAGAGAAGAGCGACGAGCAGGACAGCGACUCGAGCAUUGCGCGAGUGCCGCGUGGCGUCAUCAUCCACACGUUCUCGGACGGCGGUGCGACGAACCUGGCCCGCUUCCUGCCCAUCUUGGCUCAGACGACAGGCCACCCCGCCGUGCUCUCUCAGGUGCUCGACUGUUGCCCAGGCAUCGCGACGCCGUCGUCGGGCGCAACGGCCUUUACGGUGCCCCUCGCGCGCCGCAGCUGGCUCGUCCGCAGCGCCGCUUGGUGGUCCGUCUGGCUCUACUUUGGCCUCCUGCUCCUCUACCGCCGCCUGCUGGGCCGCCGGUCGUGGAGCGAGGUCAUGCGCCACCAGCUCAACAACCCGGCGCGCUGGUCGGCCCUCGCUGCCGGCGACGCCGCCAAGGGCGAUGUCUUCCCGCCCCGCCUCUAUCUCUACAGCAAGGCCGACAAGCUGAUCAAGUACACGGCCGUCGAGAAGCACGCCGACGAGGCAGCCAAGACGAGCGGGCUCCAAAAGGGCCCCUUGCCCGUCGACACGCUGAAGAGUGACAGUAGCAAGGACAAGUCAGCUCCUGCACCCGUGGUGGCCUUUCGGCGUUGGGAGAGCGCACCCCACUGCGACAUUCUCCGCGCCGACGCCCAGGGGUACUGGAAAGCCCUCCGGCAGUUCUACGAGGCGGUUCUGUAGAGUCUUUUAUAUCUUGGAAAUUUGCAUGCACCAUCUACUAUAUAUCCCUAGAAGUAGAAAGAUUCAUCAAGAGGGAAACAGAAU
Molecule: messenger RNA, 1639 nt
Organism: Acaromyces ingoldii
Lineage: Eukaryota; Fungi; Basidiomycota; Exobasidiomycetes; Exobasidiales; Cryptobasidiaceae
Exons: 2
Coding region: 338-1555 (405 amino acids)
Source: RefSeq, a predicted model, not a curated record